This is a messenger RNA of Leptinotarsa decemlineata (Colorado potato beetle), 844 nucleotides long. RefSeq names its product ATP synthase subunit O, mitochondrial (gene ATPsynO). NCBI's taxonomy places the organism in Eukaryota, Metazoa, Arthropoda, Insecta, Coleoptera, Chrysomelidae. Gene Ontology annotation, molecular function: proton-transporting ATP synthase activity, rotational mechanism. The record is from RefSeq and is a predicted model, not a curated record. Gene Ontology annotation, biological process: proton motive force-driven ATP synthesis.
CAUGGCAACUCUAUGUCUUAUUAUUACUCUGAGAUUUUAAUACAACCCGAAAUCUGACAAUUCUGGCAUCUGACAGUUCUGACACUCCUAUUUCAAGUUUUUGAGUGGAAGUUGAUGUAAUAUUGAAGUUGUCGAAUUUUUCAAUUCGAAUAAAUCCUUUCAUAUCUGAAGAUGGCUACUCAAAAACUUUCUAUGGCUGUACGUACUUUCAGUACAAGCAAUGUUGUGAACCAGCUCGUGAAACCACCAGUUCAAAUUUUCGGCAUUGAGGGGCGUUAUGCUACUGCCUUGUACUCAGCUGCAAGUAAACGAAAAACCCUUGAAAUUGUUGAGAAGGAUCUCCUCAAGUUACAAACUUCAAUGAAAAGUGACCCCAAAAUACGAGGAAUAAUUGAAAACCCAACCGUAAAGCGUAGCUCAAAGUCAGAUGCUCUUAAAGUAGUUGCCCAAAAAAUUUCUUUGAAAUCUGAAACGGAUAAUCUUUUACAACUUUUGGCAGAGAACGGUCGAUUGGGAAAAUUGGACGGCGUUAUUAAUGCCUACAGAACAAUCAUGGCUGCUCACAGAGGAGAGGUUACAUGUGAGGUCAUUACUGCCAAGGAAUUGGAUUCUGAUCAGAAACAAAAACUGCAAGCGGUUUUGAAAUCCUUUUUGAAACCUAAAGAGACCAUUAAUUUGACUACUAAAGUGGAUCCAAGUAUUAUAGGUGGAAUGAUCGUCAGUGUUGGGGACAGAUAUGUAGACAUGUCUGUGGCUAGCAAAAUAAAAAAAUAUACUGAAAUUAUCAGCACUGCUGUCUAAUUAUGUGAAGAUCAAUACUAAAUAUAGAUUUUGAAAUAGUGAA